Molecule: messenger RNA, 3401 nt
Organism: Mizuhopecten yessoensis (Yesso scallop)
Lineage: Eukaryota; Metazoa; Mollusca; Bivalvia; Pectinida; Pectinidae
Product: enoyl-CoA delta isomerase 1, mitochondrial-like
Exons: 8
Coding region: 26-913 (295 amino acids)
Biological process (GO): fatty acid beta-oxidation
Cellular component (GO): mitochondrion
Molecular function (GO): enoyl-CoA hydratase activity
Source: RefSeq, a predicted model, not a curated record
UGCUUCCCUUUACCGGCGUAAAAACAUGGCGACAUUGUGGACAAGAGGAAUCCAGGUAUGCAGAGCCUUACCACGGCUCUGUACCGCCCCCAGUGUACAGAGGAGGACAUCUGUUCGACUUAUGUCUACAGAGAAAGAUAAUCUUCUAGUAGAUGUGGACAGUAAAACAGGAGUUGCUACCAUGCAAAUGAACCGCCCACCAGUCAACAGCCUCAAUCUUGAGUUCCUCACAAGUAUCAGCAUAGCACUAGAGAAACUGGAAAAUGAAAAGUGUAGAGGACUCAUUUUAACUUCAGAUGUCCCCAAGAUUUUCUGUGCUGGGUUGGACAUUUUGGAGAUGUACCAGCCCGAUGUGGAGCGGUUACAAGUGUUUUGGAGAUCCCUUCAGGAUGUUUGGUUAAGACUGUAUGGCUCUAAGAUGGCAACUAUAGCAGCCAUUAAUGGUCACAGUCCAGCUGGAGGUUGCCUUCUAGCCACUUGUUGUGAUUACAGAAUCAUGGCUCCUAACUACACAAUCGGUCUAAAUGAAACUCAGCUAGGCAUUGUUGCUCCAUUUUGGUUCAGGGACACAAUGUGUGGGGUUAUAGGUCAUCGAGAGACGGAGCAUGCCCUCACGCUAGGUAUAAUGUACAGCACAGAGGAGGCACUCAACAUCAAACUGGUUGACAAGGUUGUACCACAGGACAAGGUCAUUCCUGCUGCACAGGAAAAGAUGAAGCAGUAUCUCAAAAUUCCAGAGGUUGCCCGCCAGCUCAGCAAAGAUUUGAUGCGGAGAGAGACUGUAGAGAAGCUAAGACUUCGACGUGAAGAUGAUGUCGCUGCAUUUAAGAACUUUGCUGUUAGAGAGUCGGUACAAAAAUCUUUGGGAAUGUACUUAGAAAUGCUUAAAAAGAAAAGCCAGCAGAAAAAGUGAACAGUGAUGAGGGAUAGAUUAUGACUCGCCACAAUGAGAGAGGAAGUUACGUUUUAUUGCAUUUUUCACAAAUGUUUAUGCCAAUAUAGUUCAUUUUGUUUGGGACAAAAGGUUGGCCUGAUGUAUGUUCACACUUAAGAUUGUAUAUCCAGACGAAACAUGUUUUGAUUGGUUGAAGAUAUUAUGACAAAGUUUCAUAUAUUGUACAUGAAAUACCAUGUAACCAGUGGUUGUUAUGAUUCUAAUUCACUACGUUCAACCGAACAUAAAGCAUUUAUCAUAUAAAACUCAACACCUAUGUAUGGGAGUGGCCUUUGACGGUCAAUCAUUUUUUUACAGGAAAAAUGUACAUGAAAUACAAGGGCACGUGUCCGAUCUUUCUUCCCUUCUCCCUUCUCCAUUCCUCCUGCAUCCGGAUCCUGGCUGAGGCUAGGAAUUCCCUUCCUGGCAUCAUCCCUGAAGUCCAUGCCUGUCUCAAGGAAAACGGGGAAAUUUCAUAAUUCUAUGAUUUAACAAAUGAAAAUAUAAUUUCUUGAAAUGAGUUGAUGAACCGUCAAGACUGAAUGACUAUGUUACCCUCAAACUACCUUUAAUACUCUAUAGACACCCGUGUCGCACCUGUAACUCGUGCAGUUACACGUUACCCGUCCCGCCUCACGCGGCUACCUGUGUCACCUUGGCCUCAUAUCCGGACACUAGUACACCUGUACUACAUGCACUACAUACGUUACGGUAUACCGUGACUAUAAUAAAUACAUUAAGUGAUGUACCAGAAAUAAACAGAUAGGAGGGGUGGGAGGCAUCUUUACAAAGACCCUACCACCUAUCAAAUAUUGGAAGUAAUUUAAUUCAAGGAAUGGUAGGCAGAUCUGGUUUUAUACCAACCACCUAUAGUAUCAUUUUACAGGUGCCUCCCACCUCCCCCGUAUGAUUAAUUAUAAAAUAGCCUCAGUGUCAAAUCCACAAAUGACCACCAGUUAAGGUAGAACACAUUUCCUCAAACUUUCAUUCAUUCUGUGUGCCCCUUGUUACAAUGUAGUACUAAAACUGAAGGAUUACCUGUAGGUAACACCUUUGGGCAUUUGUUUACAAUUUGAUAGGUACCAACAUACAGUGAAACCUGUCCAAUAUUACACUCUGUGCGAGACACAAAAUACAUGUCAGACUAUACAGGAUGAGAGAAUACAGAAGUAUAAUAAUAGUAUUCAUUAAAAUUGGGAUAACAUAGUUAUGUUUGAUAACACCGGAUGUCGGAGUAUGCAGGGGUAUUUUGAAACAGGUUUCGUUGUAUGGUCAUGCGUCAUCUUUAAAGACAAAUUGUACUACUUCAGCCAAAUUCCAUCAUUCAAGAGGUAAUGAUAUAUUUGGGUAACAUUAUAAUAAUGUGUGUAUUGUUGUGUUAUAGGGUUCUUUAACCAGAUGUUUCGGAGUAAUUAUACCACAUUAAAAAAGAUAUUUUCAUUGAUAUACUGAACUUUUUGUUCACCAUUCCCAUAUCUCUAUUUGUGAUAAACAAUAACAUGGAUGUCCAUAAAAGUUCCCCCUGUGAAAUAGGUGUGAUACAUUGGAUUGGUUGUAGUAGGGUUUCUCAUCAUAAGGUACCCAUACUUAUAAUGUACCGUAAAACUUGAAUACUAUUCUGACGCCUCUAAAUAAUGUUCAGUAUGUUGAACGUUUUAGAGUAUCCUGUAGAAGUUGAAGUUGAAGACAUAGUUAUGCUGCCAGUGAAACUUGACAUUUUAACAGGGUUUGGCGAUUUAUUGUGAGAGACAUAUAGAAAGGGGCUGCAGUGGCCAAGUGAUUAAGGUUCUGACCGUCUACAAUCUCUAGCCCUUCACCACUGGGUCGCGAGGUCCGAGGCCUUUGUGGGGCAGUCAUCGGUACCAGGUACUGGCAGUAGGUUGUUGGUUUUUCUCCAGGGACUCCGGCUUUCCUCCGUCACCAAAACCUGGCACAUCCUUAAAUGACCAUGGCUGUCAAUAUGACCUGAAGCACAAACAUACAUUAAUCACUUAGUAUUUAGAAAUAAAAGGGGACAUAAAAAUGUCUCAAAAGGUAAAUGAGGUGGUAAAUAAAAUAGAUUUAAUAUCAAUGUUUUACUGAGUAUAUUGUUGUUAAAAUCAUGUGUAAUAAAACAAGAACAAAGAUAUGACAUGGUUAUGUACGGAUGUUACACGAACCCCCUCAAAUCUGUGUAUUGCUUGUUGCAUUUUUCACUUCCUGUUACAGGAAUUGCACUUCCAUAUAUAUUUUAUAUAUAUCAUCAUAUGUCAUUACACUAGCUGUUUUUUACUGGCAUUAUAAAGUGAAUUUCUGACAUCAUGAAUCAUGAAUUAUCUGAAAACCAGACUUCAAUUUUCUAUGUUAGAAAUACAAUAAAUCAGAAAAUUGUGCAUCAUUGAAAUAUAUAUGAAUAAAAUGUAGUAACAUUUGUGUACAGUUGAUGUGAUUUUGUAUGAAAUAAGUUAUUGAUGAAUAAAAACAGCUU